Lachancea dasiensis is the source of this 1347-nucleotide messenger RNA. Lineage: Eukaryota; Fungi; Ascomycota; Saccharomycetes; Saccharomycetales; Saccharomycetaceae. The record is from the annotation of a GenBank genome assembly.
AUGCCAGUGUAUACGGUUUCUAAUGUCCAGAAUUUGAGAAUUUGUGUUGUAAUGGUGGGGCUUCCCGCAAGAGGCAAAUCCUUCAUUUCGCAAAAAAUCGUUCGUUACCUGUCAUGGCUGUCUAUCAAGUCCAGGUGCUUCAAUGUUGGCAACUACAGGCGUCAGGAUGCUCCAAGACCUAGUGCUGAUUUUUUCGACGCUUCGAAUGAGGAAGCAUAUAAAAUCAGAGAACAAGCAGUGACCCAAGCAGUCCAUGACAUGAUGAAUUGGUUUGCUGACGAGGAAGGGGUUGUGGCGAUCCUCGACGCAACAAAUUCAACUAGAGAAAGAAGAAACUGGAUCUUAAAGCUAUGUAGAGAGAACUCUAUUGAGCCAAUGUUCCUUGAAAGUUGGUGCGAUGACAAGGAUUUGAUUCUCAGAAACAUAGCCGACGUCAAGACAUCGUCACCGGACUACAAAGGGGUUAAUCCGGAGGAUGCCUCGGCGGACUUUCUAAAGCGCAUUGGAAAGUACGAGCAGGUAUAUCAGACGCUAGAUGCAGACAAAGACAGAGAUCUCACAUUUGUACGAAUGAUCAAUAUUGCAGAACAAGUUAUCAUCAACAGAGUGGAGACAUACCUGGAAAGUAGAAUUGUCUUUUACGUGAUGAAUUUGCAUAUCAAACCGCGAUACAUCUGGCUCUCAAGGCACGGAGAGUCGAUCUACAAUCUGGAGAAAAAAAUCGGCGGCGAUUCGUCAUUGUCACCCAGAGGACUACAGUACGCUAAGAAACUCCCUGAGUUUGUUCGCGAGUCAGCUGGAGAUAGAGAUUUAACUGUGUGGACAUCCACGCUGAUCAGGACACAAGAGACAGCACAGCAUCUGCCAUACAGACAAUUACAAUGGAAAGCACUCGACGAACUAGAUGCUGGGGUAUGCGAUGGUAUGACGUAUGAAGAAAUUGAAGAAACAUUCCCCGAAGACUUCAAAGCUAGGGACGAGGACAAAUACGAGUACCGGUACCGGGGCGGUGAAUCUUAUCGUGAUGUGGUAAUUAGGCUGGAACCGAUAAUAAUGGAACUAGAGCGCCAAGAAAAUAUUCUUAUUAUAACGCAUCAGGCUGUGCUAAGGUGCAUUUAUGCUUAUUUCAUGAAUGUUCCGCAGGAGGAAUCGCCAUGGAUGUCAAUUCCUCUUCAUACAUUGAUCAGGCUUGAGCCCAGGGCGUAUGCGACUCACGUUACGAGACUAAAGGCGGAUAUUCCUGCCGUAAGUACCUACAAGGGGAAGGGAACCAGUCAAGUUGGGGAAAACAGCUCGGAGACAAAUAAAUCGCUACAUGUGCUGACGGAUUCAAAUACAAACAACUAA